UUCCCCUCUCAGGGCCCGGGCGGCGCCAGGUGACAGCAUCCGGCGGCGCCCUGGGGAGGAACCAAGUGCCUGGAAGACGGAGGGGUGUGCGCGAGCUCUGGGAUAGCGGGAGCUCCAGGGCUGGAAUAGGGGGCAUUUGUUGCCCCCACAAUGGCUUCUGAUGUUGGAGAUGCCCAAAUAAUAGAACCCCCUUCUGUGUCGCCUUUGGAGACCCGCGCACCCAUGAGGAAGACUAAGAAGAAGGGAGGGUUGCCAGACGCCAAACGGAAAGGGCGGGCCAAGCGGUUGAACAAAGAUGCGGAGGAUCUGCUCUCAAGCAUGCAGCGAUUGGAUCUCACCACAGAAUGUGCUACACCAGUGGGGACUGGCCUGGUUUGGGAUGAACGGAUGACACAGUUUCACUGCACAUGGGAUGAAAGUUUCCCAGAGUGUCCAGAACGGCUGGUGGCCAUACGAGAUAAAUUGCUGCAAUGUGGACUGCUGGAACGUUGCAUCCCAGUUGAGGCUCAAGAAAUUUCUGAGGAAGAAAUCCUCUUGGUUCACAGCCCCGAGUACUUGGCCCUGAUGAAAUCUACUGAAACCAUGAGUGAGGCUGAGCUGAGAUCUCUGUCGGACACGUAUGAUUCUGUCUAUCUGCACCCAAAUUCCUACCGCUGUGCCUGCCUUGCUGCUGGUUCUGUCCUGCAACUUGUGGAGAAGGUGCUGGCUGGGAAGCUGCGUAACGGCCUGGCUCUGGUCAGGCCACCUGGACACCACGCUCAAUGUGACAAGAUGGAUGGCUACUGCAUGUUCAACAAUGUAGGCAUCGCAGCCCAAUAUGCGCGGCAAAAAUUGGGAGUGGAGCGGGUGCUUAUUGUUGACUGGGAUGUGCAUCAUGGACAAGGCACCCAGUACCUCUUUGAGGACAAUCCCAGCAUCCUCUAUUUCUCCAUCCAUCGCUAUGAAGGGGGCAGCUUCUGGCCCCACCUUUUAGACUCUGACAGUCAUGCUGUGGGCAGAGGUCGGGGAGAGGGCUACAACAUCAACCUGCCCUGGAAUCAGAUAGGGAUGCGGGAUGCUGACUACCUCUCUGCCUUUUUGCAUAUCCUGCUGCCUGUGGCCUUGGAGUUUCAGCCCCAGUUGGUCCUGGUUGCUGCUGGUUUUGACUCAGUAAUCGGUGACCCCAAGGGGGAGAUGUCAGCCACGCCAGCAUGUUUUGCUCACCUGACACAUCUGCUGAUGCCGCUGUCUGGAGGCAAGCUGGUUCUGUCUCUGGAGGGUGGCUACAAUCUCCAGUCCCUGGCAGAGGGAACCUGCGCAGUCCUCAAGGCUCUUUUAGGAGACCCCUGUCCUCUGCUGGAGUCUCCUCUUACCCCGUGUGCCAGUGCCCUCUGCUCCAUUUCCCAGACCCUUGCAGUUCACAGCAAGUACUGGAAGAACCUCCGGAGAACCAGUACUGAUGUGCCUCGGGAGAAUGGAGGAGAGGCGGGCACAGUUUUUCCACCAGGCCACCCCUUGCCAGCAGCCGAGAUCCUGUCCAAGUCAGCGGCUGAACUGAUGCUACCCCGGCCCCCUUCCUGCACUGGGCUGGUCUAUGAUGAGAAGAUGACGGAGCAUUACAACAUGUGGGACAGUCAGCAUCCAGAGCUGCCUCAGAGAGUCUCCCGGAUCUUCCAGCGCCACGGGGAGCUUCGCCUGACGGAAAGGUGCUGCCGGCUCCCGGCCCGGCUCGCCUCUGAAGAGGAGCUGCGGAUGUGCCACAGCCUGGCCUAUGUGGAGACGGUGAAGUCAACAGCGGCCAUGAAGCCCCGUGACCUGCAUCGCCAGGGCGACCAGUACAAUUCCAUCUUCAUCUGCGCCAGCUCCUAUGAGUGCGCUCGGCUGGCAGCUGGUUCCGCGUUCAGUGCAGUAGAGGCCGUGCUCUCUGGGCAGGUGCAAAACGCUGUGGCCAUUGUCCGGCCCCCUGGGCACCAUGCUGAAUCAGACACCGCCUGUGGCUUCUGCUUCUUCAACUCUGUGGCCUUGGCAGCACGAUAUGCACAGCGCCUUGCUGGACGUCCUAUGAGGGUGAUGAUACUAGACUGGGAUGUUCACCAUGGCAACGGGACACAGCACAUGUUUGAAGAUGAUCCCAGUGUCCUGUACGUCUCCCUCCACCGCUAUGACAAUGGAACUUUCUUCCCCACCUCCGAGGAUGCAGACUAUGAUCGUGUGGGCCUGGGGCCUGGGGAGGGCUUCACCCUUAACGUGCCUUGGAACUGUCCCCGCAUGGGGGACCCUGAGUACCUGGCUGCCUUCCAUCAGAUAGUCAUGCCUGUCAGCUAUGAGUUCAAUCCAGAGCUGGUCCUGGUUUCUGCUGGCUUUGACGCUGCUCGAGGGGACCCGCUGGGCGGAUGCCUCGUGACUCCAGAAUGCUACGCACACAUGACCCAUCUGCUCCUGGGUCUGGCCGGAGGCAAGGUGGCAGUUGUCUUGGAGGGCGGCUACAACCUAGAAUCGAUCUCGGAAUCCAUGACCAUGUGCACACGCAGCCUCCUGGGGGAUCCUCUGCCCCCUCUGGGACGCCUCAAGGCCCCCCACCCCAGUGCCCUGCAAUCUUUGGCCAAUGCAGCUGCUGUGCACCGCAAGUACUGGGCAAGCCUGCGACUGGAAGUGCCUGCUCCUCUGUGGGAGAAGCCCAGGACUCGAGCUGGGAAAGGAACUCCCAUUCCAGAUGAAAUCCCCCCGGAGGCCCCCCAGAAGCUGCUUCAAAGCCCCAGCGCUCAACCUGUGAAUACCUUGAAUGAUGCUGUUUUGGCUCUGAGCUCCCUCCAGCUGGAAGACCGCCUUGUGGAGGAGGCAGAGACAGCUUCCAGUUCCCUCUCACCCGAUUCCAGUCCGGUGGGCGAAGAGGUUGGGGCCUCCCCUGGAGAAGCUGAGCCAGCGGUGGAUGCCCAGAAGGAAGGCAUGUCGACAGGGAGCUCCACGGGUGGAGCGGAGUCUCCUGGCAAAGAGGCAGAGGUAAGCCCACCGGCUAGCCCCCCAAUGCUAGCGGAGGUUAUUCUGCUUGACGAAGCUGCAGGUGGCUGCUCUUCCUCCUGUGACCCGCUUGAAGAAGACCUGGCAGAUGAAGGGUUGUUUUAUGCUGUGACUCCCUUGCCAUGGUGCCCCCACCUUGACUCGGUGCUCCCUGUGCCUUCCCUUGGCUUGAAUGUGCUGGAGCCCUGUGCAGAAUGUGGCAGCAUGGCAGAGAAUUGGGUCUGUCUGAUUUGUUACAAGGUUUGCUGUGGCCGCUACAUUAAGCAACAUAUGGUAGCUCACAACUCAGAGUCUGGGCAUCCGCUGGUUCUUAGCUUUGCGGACCUCUCUGUCUGGUGCUAUGGAUGCCAAGCCUAUGUCCACCACCCGAUUCUCUUUGAAGCCAAGAGCCAGGCUCACCGGCUAAAGUUUGGCAUGGACAUGGCAGUACCUUCCUAAAGCAACUCCCUUUGUAAGGAGCAGCUAAUACAGAAUGCAGCACAAUCUACCAUCGUUUGACCUCACUGAAUUGAACCUGAUGCUUCAAGGGCUCUUGAUGUGCCAAAUAGUAGUCAGCAAUCAUCAAUGCAAUACCAGCAGCAGCCACAAAUCAAACACCAGCGACCUCAUUGCUUCCACAAGGACAAAGAAUGUUCCUUUCUGGUGUAUUCCAUGAUUGGGGUCCAUUUCAAAUCAACCUUGGGGAUUACUUCACUUCCGGGCAGAGGUGACUUGCUUUCCCUGGUUGCUGAAGAAGCGCAUGUUUUUCUUGGGAAGGUGGGGGGCAGGCAUUUAUCUCUGCUCACAUUUCCGGAGUCUGAUUGCACAACACACCCAUUCCAUCCUGUCUCAAAUUGCCACAUAUUUUUUCCAAAAUCACCCUCUCUCCUCCAUACUAAAGUUGCUAGGUUGGAGGGAAACCAUGCUGAACUGAGAAAGGAGGGAUGAUAAUAAUGAUGAUAAUUUAUUAUUUAUAUCCUGCCCAUCUGGCUAGGUUUCCUCAGCCACUCUAGAGAGAUGUAUUCCUCUUAUCUCCUCUCCCCUUUGCCCGCCCCCAUUAAUCAAGAACGUUUCUGUAACUAGUUGAGACAAAAGCAUGUUUUGGGCAAGCGGAAUCCUGUGGCUAGAAGAGGUUCAUCUCCAGAAGGCUUGAAAUAUAAACGGCUGGAGGUCCAAGUUCAUCUAAACUGAGUGACAUCCUGCAAUUAUAUACAGAUAUAUAUUUGAUGGGAGUCUUUGGUUUGCUUGUUCCAAGGUUCUACAGUAUUUGGUGCUGCAUGUAGCAGAGAACAUGCAAGAUGCUUGAGAGGAUGGCCUAAGGGGUCUUUCUCUCUAGAUUAUAGAGACAGGAGCAUGGGAUCUGAAAGGCUCUCGUCUGAUGCCGUGAAGGCUAUCUUAUCAUUCUUCUAAGGCCAGAUUCUCACAUUCUUCCCAUUCCUGCCCCAUCACUGUAUGUGGACUCAAAAUUGUGUGUGUGUGUGUGUGUUGCAUCUCAUCUGUGAAGGUGGGUGUGAAAUGGGGCCAUUUAAAACUCUGCUUUCAGCAUGCCAGAGCUACAUUAUUCGCACACUGUUUCCUGCAGUGUUUGGGCAUCCUGCAGUUCUGCUGCAAAAGGAGAAUGUGAGAAUUGGGUUACUGUGUUUGUGGGAAAUGUUUGCUGAGCGAUCGUCUUAAGCAAGGAGCAUGGCCAGUCCUUCCAAAGGGCAACCGAGAGCUGUACCCUGGGCAAUGAGCGGCAGGGGUGGGCAAAUGGAAAAGGCUUUGGCAACCCUGUCUGGCUCAAAGUGGUUCAGAGGAGCACCUUCCUUACUGGAUUCCGGGCAACCACAGAUUGCCCCUCACCUUGAACUAAUAAAAAACCCGAAUGGGGCCAGGGUCAAGGCGACACAUAACUCUGUCCAUAAAAAAAGAGGUUUGAGAAAAGAUGGGUUGAAAAGGGCUUAUGGGGAGGGUGGUGGUGGGGUGUCAGUUUUAUCAGGGCCGGCCCUGGUAAGCUGGGGGGCAGGGGGGGUGUCUAUAGGGCAGAGGUGGGGAACCUGUCAUCCUCUGAAUGUUAUUGGGCUUCAGAUCCUAUCAUCCCUGACCACAUGGGCCAUGCUGGUUGGGACUGGGGAGUUCAACACCUGGAGGGUCACAGUUCCCCCCUCUUCCUUGAUAAAGGGGCUGAACUCAUACCAUGAUAUAAAGGAGGGGUGGGGGGUUUCACUGAACCUUUAGAAGUGGGGAGUUAGUUACAUUAUAGCCUAAAAAAUCCUUUGCAUAUGAUUACUUCCUUUGCCAUUGUUUCUCUGCUCGAUUUUAUAAUCUUUCUAAUUAUUCAAAUAAAGUGUUUCUGUGAAUGGA
Molecule: messenger RNA, 5319 nt
Organism: Podarcis muralis (Common wall lizard)
Lineage: Eukaryota; Metazoa; Chordata; Lepidosauria; Squamata; Lacertidae
Source: RefSeq, a predicted model, not a curated record